CGUUGGGGGGAUGAGCGUUUCCCGUUGCAAACGUAUUAGGGCUGGGCAAAAUGAAGUAUUUAUCAUUGAAAAGAAUUCUAGCAUUUCACAUGGUUUCAGCAUAUCUGAAUAGCUGCUCUUGAAAAUAAAAAACAUAUCACAUCGUAAAUAAUUAAAUUCAAGUUUGGAAUAAGAAUGUGAUAUAAUAACCGAUGACCGAUUUUUUAAAUUAAUUAGGGUUAGGAAUUUUAGGACAUGCCUAAGGCUCUCAUCAAAAUGUACUGUAAAAAUGUAUAUCAUCAUUGUUAGUUUGGGUCUCUGUAUGAUGCCAAUCAAAUAUGGAAAGAUGACAUAAAAUAAUAGCCUAGCCCUUAAUCAGAAAAUAGCUGCCUUACAGUGCAAGACUUUCAGUUGUCCCUAAACCAUGGGGUCUGUGCCUAGCCGACAGAUACAAGUCCACACCAAGACGCAAGUUACAUUUUGUUGGGGUUAGUAUAUGUUUCCUCACUUUGCCUGACAAUAUCCCAUAGGCAAUAUGUUAAGGUGAAUUAAGAUGAACAGAUAUGCAUUGUGGAUCCAAUGUUGGAUGUCAUUUUUGCCUUAGAAUAAAAUGUGGCCUAUACUUUUGCAGUAAAUCCAACUGUAUUUUAUAUAGUAUUUUAAGACAGUUGACACUCGUUAAUAAUACAAUACAAAAUUAUGCUUGAUUAUGUUCUGGGAGAAAUCAUGAAAUGUGUAAUUGGACCUGACACUAUGCGGCAGUAUUCCCCUCAGAGCACCAGGGUCGGCCACUAAUCCCCUCAGAGCACAAGGGUUGGCCGCUAUGUGGCAGUAGGCCCCUCAAAGCACAAGGGUUGGCCACUAUCCGGCAGCAGUCCCCUCAGAACCAGUAGUCCCCUCAGGGCACUAGGGACGACCACUAGGCGGCAGUAUUCCCCUCAGAACCAGUAGUCCCCGGCCCUCAGAGGACCAGGGUCGACCACUAGGCAGCAGUAGUCCUCUCAGAGCACCAUGUUCGACCACUAGGUGGUAGUAGUACUCUCAGAGCACCAUGGUUGGCCGUUUGGAUUCUGGCCGAAGAAGAGCAUUGUGCUUGCGCCGGGAAAGAGGCGACGCGCUACAUGUCUGCUUUGACAUAAUCUAAACUAAAGGAUAAAGGAAAAUUCAAGAGUUAUCAAGACAGCAGUUUCAUUAUUAUGCGGGAGCAACACACAGGACAGCCAGAGAGAAAACAAGGUAUGCUACUAUGCAUCAGGCUACUCCCUGAACUGUGAAAUGUAUCAAUACAAAGGUGCAAAUGCACAUUCCUAUUUUCAUAAUAUAAUCUAUCCAGUAAAUAUAAAAUGUCGAUAUUAUGAAACCCAGCACACAUAAAGGCAACAUACUAAGCCAUAUAUUUUAAAAGGCUGCAUUAUUGACAACUGCUUAUUUUUCUUUGACCAUUUUCAUGUUGUAUUGUAUUAAUGAAACUAGAAUUAUAAAGUUUUAUGAUGAUCAAUUGUUUACGGAAACCUUUCUGGAGUUUUCUUAUAAUUUUGCAAGACAUUCCUUUAAAUUAUUAAUUUCUUAAGUUUCGAAAAUAAUUUACAUCAAUUUGUGGUAACCUUUUGAACUUGGCUAUGGCUACGAAGAAAAAGGCCACAGAAGAACAAAUUUCAUCUGGAUCUGUUUGAUUGAGAAUCUCAAUGGCCAGUAUUUUUGCAUCAAAGAAUGUUGCAAAGCAAACUUCUAUUCAUGAACGCAACUAACAAUUAAUAUUUGAACAAAUCAAAUGUGUAUUAAUCUGACGUAUUUCAACACUUAUCUGCUGACCCUUUCUAAAAAUAAUUUGCGAUUCAACCUAUCGAAAACUCGAAAAUGUUGCAGUGUGAAUUUCGCGAUUUUCACAACUCUAGCCAUCUGGAAGUUCUGCUCAAGUUUUAAUUUGUCCAUCCAUGGCAUUAUUAUAUGUUUCUGUUGCCCCGCUGAUACUUUGCAGGAUUGUGGACGGAAUUUUACAGACGCAACACGUACGUUUGAGCAAGCAUUUUUAAAACAUUUAAAAACCGAAACCUUAAAGGAAUCUCGUGGAAUUAGUCAUGUCUCGCCGGAGAAGCCACAGCUCGUCUCCAGGAAACUUCUCCCGCUCCUGCAGCAGUAAAGAUCCCAGAGAUAUGGAGAGGAGGAUUUUCGUUGGGAACCUGCCAACAUCGGACAUGGAGAAAAAGGACUUGGAAGACAUUUUCAGCCAAUAUGGAAAAAUAAUCGGGGUGUCCAUGUUCCGUGGGUUUGGAUUUGUGCAAUUUGAACGUGUAGAGGAAGCGGAAGCUGCAAAGGCGGGCCAUAAAGGUCGAAUAUUUAAAGGUUAUAAAAUAGAUGUAAAUAUGGCCGUGGAGGGACGUCAACCUAAACCGCAAUCCCGGCCGAGCCCUCCACGAAGAGGCCCGUACGGAGGUUACGUAGACGGCAGGGACAGCCGCCCCCGCUCUCGCUCUCCCGUAUACGGACGAGACGCCCGAGAACCCCGGGACAGCAGAGAAGCACGGGAGCCCAGGCCUGGGGGUCCCCCACGGGACCACGAUGACCGCUACCGGGGCUCCGAGAGCCGCGAGAAGGACCCAAGAAGCGACCAUAGGGCAGACCCAAGGGGAGACCCCAGGGGAGACCCGAGAGGAGACCCGAGAGGAGACCCCAGGGGAGACCCCAGAGGAGACCCCAGAGGAGAUCCCAGAGGAGACCCUUCAUUCAGGGAGGAGUAUGACCGAUACUACCGCGCUGCAGCUGCCCCCGACGACUUCUACCGCAAGAAGGAAGAUCCCUACAGAGACUCGUUCAGAGACCCGUGGAACGGACGGCGAGACCCAGAGAGUGAGCGCGGGCGCCCAGAGGACCUGCGGCGUAACGAGCUGUACCGCCAGUACUUUGAGGAGCUGCAGCGGCGCUACGACACGGAGCGGCCCGUCGACUGCUCCGUCAUCGUCGUCAACAAAGUGCAGAAUUUGCAACCCAACUGUAGGGAGUAUGCCGAGACGGUGGGCAGGAAGGUGCGGGACCUGGGCAUGGUGGUGGACCUCAUCUUCCUGAACACGGAGGUGUCCCUGACGCAGGCUCUGGAGGACGUGGGGCGCGCCCGCACGCCCUUCGCCAUCAUCAUCACCCAGCAGCACCAGGUGCAUCGCUCCUGCACCGUCAACAUCCUGUUUGGCACCCCUCAAGAACACCGCAACAUGCCCAUGCAGGACGCCAUGGUGCUGGUGGCGCACAACUACGACACCUACAAGGUGGAGAACCGCGAGAAGGAGCGCGAGGAGAUCGCCAGGAAGGCCGCCAAAAUGGCAGACGACGUUCUGGUCCGAGAGGCGGACCGAGAGGCCCACCCCGUGUCCCUGCUGACCGCCAUCACGCUGCUCUCCGAGAACAGGUUUGUGACGCCAGAGGAGUUGGACAGUCUCAUCGCUUACUUGAAGGACAAGAGGCUGCGCUUGGUGCGACCCAGUGCAGACCCACAUGCAGCUGCUAUCCAUCCGGCUGCUGCGGCCCCCCAUGCGGCGCCGGCCCCCCACGCCCACCCGGUCCACGCCCCCGUCCAGCAGAGCCACGGCGGCCUGCCGCCCCCCUCGGCCCCCCAGCCCAGCGCCAACCCCAACCAGCAGGAGCUGCAGGCCAAGAUCCUCAGCCUGUUCAACAGCGGCGCCGGGGGGGCCCUGCCCUCCUCCGCCCUGCCGGCCGGCGGCCCCAACAUGGCCCCCCAGCCUCAGCCGUACGGCUCCAUGGGCCCCCAGCACGGCCCGCCCAGCAUGUCCCACCCCUCGGGCGGCCUGACCGCUCCCUCCCAGAACCCCCAGAUGCUGGGAGGAGGCCGGUCCUCCAUGCCCCUCGCGGGGCCCCCUCCGCCCGCCGGGGCCUCUGGCUACGGCAUGCCCCUGGGCCGGGGCCCCGCCCCUCCGCUGAGCCAGCGGCCCCCCAGCUCCGCCUCGGGCAUCAACUUCGACAGCCCCAGCGUCCAGAAGGCGCUGGACACUCUGAUCCAGAGCGGGCCGUCACUCAACCACCUUGUGAGCCCGCAGCAGCAGCAGCAGCAGCAGGCCCCGGCCCCCAGGGGCCCGCCGGGCAUGGGCCAGCCGCCCCCCAUGUCCAUGUACCCCCGCCAUUACUGAGGGCCACACAGCCAAUCAGGUCUCUUCUGACUGAUCUUGUAGGGGGACGCAAGAAGUACAACCUUGAUCGUUUGAUUCACCAGCUGUGUGUAGACCAUGUUUUUCCUACGUGUAAAUGCUUUUAAGUUUUGAGUUUUGUUUAGCUCAGUUCAUUUGUUGGAGCCUGUGUAGUUGUGAGAGCUCAUUCAAACCCGUUUCCUGUGUUUUCAACUAUUGACGCUGCAUUGCAUGUGUACAGAAGAUGUGAGAAGGAACCCUGAGUUGUCUCAAACCAUUAACCGUAGUCGGUGCCGUUAUUUUUGUUGCAUCUUGAAAUAUUAUUUUUCUCCAGAUAUUGUCCCAAACAUGAUUGAUGACUCAAACACAAUUAGUGUAAUAAAAUGGUAUUGGUUUAUUGCAUUUUGUGCUGACAAAUCUAUAAAAUGGAACGGUAUCGCCAGAAGCCAUAGAGAUAUAGAAGCAUUUGAAAUGUAAGAUAAAACUACUUUUUUCCUUUUUUUUUUAUGUACCAUGAAACACAAUAGAGAAUACACUUUUUUUUAAUUAGAAUAUUUAACUUACACUGACACAAAAAAUAAACACCUCCACAUUAACUGUACUUGAUUUAUUUACACAAACCCCCACCCAACCAGUCACACCCCCCCCUAGCAGAUACGAGUGCACAUGUACACAUACACCCCCACAGAACUGAAAGGAAACAACUACAUCUUUUACCCUAAGACUAGGUACACAAUCCAGGAGGGUUAAUGAAAGGUUUGGAAUGAAAAAAAAUUGUCAUAUUCAUAUAUGCGUUUCUAUAGUUGUGUUUGUUAUAAUAUAUAUAUAUAUAAUCAACCCUACAUCCAUCUCAACCGUUUGUACAAAAUUGUACCCCAAACUCCAGUGAAUUAAAGACAAACCCUAAGUUUCUGGAUCCCAGGAAAGCAAGACUUUUUUUUCAGAAUCAUUUAAGAAUGACUAAUGGUGUCUUUUUAGAUUAAUACAAGAUUUUAGUGAUUUGCUGUUCAUUAGAAUUUUUAGGUAAACCUUAACUAAUCUGCAACACCCGACUAGAUUAAUUUCAGUGUGGGCUUUUCUAUAUAAAGAAAAGGGUUUUAACAUCAAAAUAUUCUGGCAUGCCUUUUAAACUAGCGUUCCUCAGAGUUUGUAUUAAUUCAUCAGAGUACUUCAUCGGAGCACACAUCACUUAUGUAGGUAAUUGAAAUAUACUUUGGUAAUGUAUCUGCAGAUAUAUCUAUAUAUAUAAUUUGACACAAACGACACUUAAUGUGAAAUAAUCUUUUCAACAAAUCUACCAAAAAAUAGAAUCUUGUACUGUAACUUAGGCUCUAUUCAUUCAUCUUGGAUACACAUGGCCAGUCAAAAAGAAAAAGGUAGCAAACAAUUCAUACUACUGAAAAAGAAAACUCCAAAAAAACAUUACAAACAAAAUACUUUGGAUACAACAAACACUCAAUAUAUUAUCAAUACUACAGUUUGUUGAGGGUAUUCUGCAUGCAUGCAUUAAGUUACACAACAUAACUGGACUGGGGCUCUGCUUGGGCCAAACCGGGAACAGCCUCUGAGUGUUAUUCACAUCUGGAUCAAUAACUAAAAUAAAACCAGCCGCUGAUCAGCCUUACAAUAACUGCUUUAGCGCAGAUAUUGAUGGGGAAAAGAAAGGGAGUUCAUAAAUGAAUCAGGCCUAGCUCUAAAAGCAGGAUUGUGGGACUGUGUUCAGAUUGUAGGGUUUGUUUGUGUAUUCUCUUUAGUUUGACAUCCUUUCACCGUUAACAGAUGUGUUGCAGAGCCCUUUAUAUCCAUUGGAGGAUGGAGUCUUGGUCAGAUCACCGGCAGGUAAGUCUCAUGCUACAGUAGUGCAGGUGAAGAUCUGUGUUCAUGGAUCAAAUGGGGACUAGAAGCUGACUGUUUCUGUGUUUUUUUAAUCUGCUUGUGGUCCAAGCAGAGCCAGUACCAGAAUUGGAAGCGCUUGUUUUAUAUUCUUUGAUAAUUUUUUCUGAAUUAUACUGCAAUCACAUAUAAGUACAGAUGUGGGAGGGGUUAUGAGUGGAAUGGGAGGAGGCUAUGGGUGUGGGCCGAUGGUUGGGGCUGGGUGUGGGUUUUUGGGGAGCCUCACCAAACAAAUUGAGUA
Messenger RNA from Gadus chalcogrammus (walleye pollock), 6246 nucleotides. It is a transcript of the gene ncoa5, whose product is annotated as nuclear receptor coactivator 5. The transcript is spliced from 11 exons. Gene Ontology annotation, cellular component: nucleoplasm. Gene Ontology annotation, biological process: regulation of signal transduction. NCBI's taxonomy places the organism in Eukaryota, Metazoa, Chordata, Actinopteri, Gadiformes, Gadidae. Gene Ontology annotation, molecular function: RNA binding. The coding region runs from base 2058 to 4115 and encodes 685 amino acids. The record is from RefSeq and is a predicted model, not a curated record.